Messenger RNA from Vicia villosa (hairy vetch), 738 nucleotides. RefSeq lists its product as uncharacterized. Lineage: Eukaryota; Viridiplantae; Streptophyta; Magnoliopsida; Fabales; Fabaceae. The transcript is spliced from 3 exons. The record is from RefSeq and is a predicted model, not a curated record. Bases 1 to 738 code for a protein of 245 amino acids.
AUGCGAGAGACCACUAAUAGAGCAGGUGCAGUUGCUCGAGCUGAUGAUGAGGCGCAGGCCUCAGAGCUACGUGUUGGACGCCUUCCUCCAAUCGGUUCUAACCGGAAACAAAGGAAUGAGCAGCAGGCGGUGGCGGGGUUCUGCGUACCUCGCCACUGGACUGGUAGAGUAUCCACUACAGUGGAGGAGCCGGUGGCUGAGGAUCAAGUGGCUAAGGAGCAAGUGGUUGAUGAGCCGGUGGUUCAGGUGGUUGUUGAGCCGGUGGUCCAGGAGGUUCAGCAGACGGUGGUUCAGGAUCAGGUGGUUCAGGAGCGGGUCGUUCAGGAUAUAGACACUACCACUUGUCCAUCUACGGAGCCAUCAGUACGCACAGAUGGAGGUUUCCCUGGAGGACCUUCUGAGAGGUCCGUGUUGACGAGAUACGCUGACCAUGUCGCUUAUAGGAUAUGGCAUGGCGAGGUCGCUUCUCAUGGGUCAAAGUUGAAGAACUUCCCCGAGAGUCGGAUGCCUGAGCAGGUGAGGAGGAUAGUUGAGGAUUUCCAUCUGAUGGACUUUACUGGAUGCUCCUUGACGAUGUUGGAUGCCUCCUUAUUAUCAGCUUUUGUUGAGAGGCGACACCCGAAGACAUCAUCUUUCCAUCUUCCAUUUGGGGAGAUGACGGUGACUUUAGAUGAUGUGGAUGCACUCUUUCACAUUCCAAUUGCUGGUACAUUUUUCACACCAGUUUAUAGGGACUAG